This is a messenger RNA of Ruditapes philippinarum (Manila clam), 7116 nucleotides long. RefSeq names its product dopamine receptor 1-like. Gene Ontology annotation, molecular function: G protein-coupled receptor activity. Gene Ontology annotation, cellular component: membrane. The record is from RefSeq and is a predicted model, not a curated record. The transcript has a single exon. The coding region runs from base 2423 to 3655 and encodes 410 amino acids. NCBI's taxonomy places the organism in Eukaryota, Metazoa, Mollusca, Bivalvia, Venerida, Veneridae. Gene Ontology annotation, biological process: adenylate cyclase-activating adrenergic receptor signaling pathway.
UAUCGUCUGCUAGGCCAGUAUUAAAACCCCAACGAGAACGUUUCUGAUUGAGUAAUUAAUUUAUUUUGUUCUAUUUUCAGAUGCUUUUGGGAUAACUAACGACGUUAAAGGUUUUGUUACCAUUCUAAGAAGUUACAAGACGGUGGCGGCAUCCAUCAAACAAAGAGAGAUAUACUUAAAUUGGAAAAGAAAUUAACGAAGAAAAAUAAUCAGUGGUUGAAAGUAAACAUAUAUCGAGCUAUGCCUUUAAAACAGAGUCCUACGCAAGUGGUGGACGACAAAGAAAUAUAAGUUUACCCUUAUUAUCCAUAUUUGCUUUGUUGAAGUAGCGUUGAAAACUUUUACGAAGAAAGAAAGAGGAGGGGAUCUUGUUUACAUAAUAUUUCAAAUAAUUAGCAGGAAGAAUUUGGUAUAUUGACGACGGUUGUUCAAUGGAGAAGAGUUUACCUGAUACGAUGCGUAAAUGACUAAGCUAGUAUGAUCUAAAUUGAUAAACAAUUUACGCAAAUCAUCACUUUAUAUUAAAUAAAUUCAAGAUCAAGUUAUCAUUUGUGUAUAUAUGCCGCACAAUCGGUUGAGGAAUAAAGUGUAAAGUACUCGUAAUAUUAGCAAAAUGAACGCCGUGCUUUUUUGACAGGUUUUAAAUUAUAAAUAACGGAGAAAGUAGAUAUUGAAACGAUAAUUGCCGGAAAGGAAACGUGAAAAUAAACGAACUUGAAGAAAUAUAUAUACAAAAUGCUUGAUGUGUCAUUGAACCGAAUUUAAUAUUAUAAAAGGUAGAUGGUAUCUUUGUUAUAAAUCGACGCUAUAUCGGAGUUAAUAACUGCUUAAUAGAAGUGACCCGCGUGGCAUUUAAUAUCGGGUUAUUUUACCUGUCAGUUUAAAUGAAAGGAAUCUUGAAAAAAAAUGUCAUAGUUUAAUAUAUCAGAUCAAAUCAAUUUGUUGAAAUGUAUUAGAGACAUCGAUAAGAUAACAUGACUUUUCGGCUUAUUUAUCUCAUAUAACAUUAGCACAGGAUUAGGGAAAAAAACUUACUUGAUUUGAUAAAAAAAAAGAUUGCGGGAGAGUGAUUAAAUAAGUAAUUACUUUCGCCAGAUGGAUAUAUAGAAGUUAUAUGAACAGUAAUCAUUAUUGUAUGGAAGUGUAAUGUGGUAAAUGUUGUUCGAUAGCAUUUGGUAACAGCCGCAAUAAAUGAUUGUGUAACAGUGCGAUAUAUUAAAUAUACGUUCAAGAAUUAAUCAAUACCGGAAGUGGCGCGCGUUAAGCGUUUGUGAGCGUUGAAGGAAAGAAUUGUUUCAGUAUACCAAAUUUUUGACGGUGUGAUUAGAGAAUUAGACAUAAGUUUUAAUCAAGCACACAGAAAGCUUGCUCGGUUAAUGAACUUUAAUGCGUUGGUAUUUGUUUUGCGCACUGUGCUAAAAUCAGGAUAUAUUUUAUUUCUUAUAUAAAAGCAAGAAGGAACAAGAAAAUAGUUUUAACGUUUGGAAAAUAAAUGGUCCUAUUCAGUUGAUCUAUUUAUAUACACAAUAUUCAAUGCAUUGAGGGACUCCAUUUUCUUUGUGAAAUAUCAAUAGAUUUUUUGCUUUCGGAGUUAUUGUCAGGCGUGAAACCGCGUUAACCUUUCAUUUAAAAGAGGGACUUUUUCAUUUGAUUAAUUGAUUGAGUUUUCUAUAGCCUAUAAAACGUCGCUUUGUAAUACGAAUGGUAUGAAUAAUUAUGACAUUUAUUAAACAUUUAUUGACAACAGGCGCCUUGCUGUGAAUGGAUACGAAAAUGAAAUAAAAAAAGGAAGAAAACCUAGCAGAAUCGGGUAGAAUUUAUUAAAAGGAAUGCUUUAUUAGGAGAGCUCGACCAAAACUGAUCCGAACUCAUUAAAAACAUCAAUUUGACAGUCAUUCUCAAAAAAAAUCAUUUAAAUCAAAAAACCUCUCGUCAGCCGAUCUCCAUUCUUACUGUUGAAUUGUGUAGAUCUACUUGAAAAAUAAGUAAAUAAAUGUUUAAACAACGCUUAUAUAUCUCCAAUGGCGUGGAUACCCCGCUUUCAAUAUCAAUAUAUAUAGGUAAGCAAAAUCGAUCAAAACUUCAAUAGUUUUAUUUGUAUAAGAACCCGUGGAUGGGACUAUAUAUUUUCCAUCUUUCCGAAAUCUAUUUAUCGGCAAAUUUAUUUGAGAGUUUUUAAUUCAUAAAUGACAAACGGUUUAAAUGGACAGGUUUGUUAGAGGAAAUCGUACAACAUUCAAGUGGAUUAGUUAACAAAAAUCAAAACAAAAAGGGGAAGGUUUAAUUCAUAUAUAGCUAUAUGUGUACGACAGAUAAAUAAAUAAAAAUAAAAUACAAUGUCUGGGGAAAAUGUUGCAACAUUGUCUAUGAACGAUUGAUUGGAAAGGGAAUAAAUAUUGUUGUGUUUGGAAUAAAUAAAAUCAUGUUAACAAACUAUACAGUGGUCGGAGGUGGAGGAAGAAGUACAAUAUCCACAAUGUUUAUUGGUCCAACUAAAUCUUCAAUCAUCACAACAAUUACAUCUAUUGCAAACACGUCUGCUAAUUCGUCAGACGCGCCCGGAAGUGACGCAGAGGAAAACGUCACAAAUAAAGUUGUGGUAGGCACGUUUUUGUGCUUAAUAAUAUUUCUUUCUCUUGCUGGAAAUAUUCUAGUGUGUAUAGCAGUAUUCACUGACCGAAGAUUGAAAAGGCUUAAUAAUAUGUUUAUUGUUUCUUUGGCUGUGGCCGAUCUUUGGGUGUCGUUGAUGGUCAUGACGUUUGCAGUAGUUAAUGACAUCACAGGAAAAUGGAUGUUCGGUAGCGCUUAUUGCAAUGUUUGGAUAUCUUCUGACGUUAUGGGUUCGACCGCGUCAAUUCUGAAUUUGUGUGUAAUAUCGUUAGAUAGAUACAUUCAUAUACGUGAUCCGCUGAAAUAUGCUAGGUGGAUGAACUGGAAAAAAGUUGUCAUAGCAAUCAGCCUCGUUUGGACAAUUUCAAUAAUUUUGUCAUUUAUUCCAAUAAACGUUGGUUGGCAUAAAAGUCCAGAGGAUUAUGAUAAAGAACUUCCGCCGGAAGUAUGCUACCUAGAAAUCAGCGGGACAUACGCAAUUGUGUCAUCCUCAAUUAGUUUUUAUCUUCCAUGCAUUGUAAUGCUAGCGUUGUAUUGUAAAUUAUACAUGUACGCACGUGAACAAGUUCGAAGUAUAAAUAGUACGCUUGUUCAUAACCACAUUGGAGAACAACGUGGUUCCGGUCAAGCGUCUAGAUUAAGUGAUCACAAAGCAGCUGUAACACUCGGAGUAAUAAUGGGCGUGUUUUUAAUAUGCUGGUUACCGUUCUUUAUUCUGAACCUGAUAGAAGCAUAUUGCAAAUGUGCACCAAUCAUUUUAUUUCAAAUUCUCACGUGGUUAGGAUAUUUUAAUUCAUGUUUAAACCCAAUCAUUUAUAGUAUUUUUAACUCAGAAUUCCGAAAUGCCUUUAAAAAGAUUUUAUUUCCAAAAAACUGUCGAUGUUUAAACAGAGAUAGACGCAGCUUCCGGUAUGGAAGUCCAAAAAAGUCAAAGAACGGAACAUCAACGAACAGUGAGUUUAUAACAACACGUCACGAGAAUGGCUCGAAAGCUUCCCACGAUUCUAAGCACCCGUUGAUGGAGGAAAAAAUCACUGCAUUAUAAGAUAAAAAAACAUACUCUAUGCUUUGUGAUAGAACUGGAAUUACAUGAAAUUCUAGAUUUUAUGAUUACGCAAAAAUAAUAUAUAUUUACACCGGUUUCAGGUGAUAACAUAUUUUUUUGUUGUGAACGGGAUUGUUGUGUACCCGUUUAAAAAGAACUGGUACGGAUAUUAUCAAGGAACCUGCCAUAUUGUGAUUUUUGCAAGUUUUUUUUCAUUUUGUUAACUGUUGUCUCAAAGUUAGAUAACGCAUAAAUAAAAUUGUUAUGAUGUAUUAGCAUUUUUUUUCAUAUUCUAAUUGUUUUUAAAGUGAAUUGGUCUACAAUGGAAGGUCUGUAAAAUAAUUAUGUGGAUAGCAUUUAGUAUCAAACAUAACAAAAAAAACAUAUAAAAAUUGUGUAUGGAUGUUGUUGAUUGUUGGUGAUAUAAGUGAUUCCUUACAUUUAUAAAGCAGGCAAUGAAUUAUUCCACAACAAAAUAUCAUUAUUCGUCAUAUAAAUGUUCAUUCUAAAUCACUUUAAACGUUGUCAGUUUUUAUCAGUAUUUGAAAUUCUUAUGGAAAAUGUGCCCAUUGUAGACCAAUCCACUUUAAGCAUUUUACUACUGUCAUUUGACCAUAGAAUAAUCAUUUGAAGCGGACAAUGAAUGUCUAUAGUUAGUACAGACAGUACGUUCGAACGUUAACCUAGAAAAUGUUAUAUUAACUAGUACUUUAAACGUAGUGUCUCCGUCCGGUUCAAGACUUUUCUUCCACUGUAUUUUUCCAUUAUUCUAAAUGGCAAUAUUCUUACAUCUGAUUGUAAAUAGUAUCGUGAAUUUAUGUUAGCAUAUUCUAUAAUAAUUUGAUUUUUCCAUAGUUUGCAUAUUUCAACUGAAGUUUAAAAUAUUUGUUCAAAUAAUUCGGGCUGAAACAUUCAAAAGUAUACGAUAAAUAUGAAUUUAUUGUUGACUGUUAGAUUGAAUAUAUUUUCAAAAUGCGGUCAUUUUAAGGGAGAAAUGGUUUAAAAUCAAACUGAAAAUUAGGUUCUUGCACUUUUUGUUAAAAGGGGUGUUUUAAAGUCUGUAACAUGAAAGCUGUCUUGUUUUGUUGUUUUUUUUCGAGUAUUAACCUGAAGAACAUUAUUUGUUAUAUUUUUGAACCCUUCAAAUUCAGAUCCCAUGACUUGAAAAAAAUCCAGCUUUUUUCUUUUAUAUAGCGACUGAUAUUUGUUAGUUAAAGUAAGUAAUUAUAUAUCUACAGACUGUGUAAACCAAACAUAAUUUGAAGAAGAAGAACUUAGUCCUCAUUUCAUUUUUAUGUGUAAAUGAUCAGUGUGAGUCAGUACUUUGUCAUAAAAACAAAUAUAUAUAGUAUAUAUGAUAUAUUUGCAAAAUUUUGUAGUUUUAUACAAAAUGCCUGCAAUAUUGAAAGUUAACUAAGUUAUAUUGCAUGAAUUGACCCUUCCUGAUUUAUUUGUCAGAAUAGACCCAGGACAAGUGCAUAUCCGCACAGGUUGUCUACGCACUCAUAGGGCGGGACGACCAGGCCACAUACUCUCGGCUGUUUACUGUAAAUAUCUCGAAAACCCUUCAUGUGAAGAGUUCAGACUUUUAUUCCGGACGAGUCAACUUGUGAAACUAAUGUUUUCAAAAACAAUCACGAUAAAAUGUAUUUCCUAUUUUCAGUGUUAUUUAAUUGUCCAUCCAAUUUGAGAUCACUCUGAUAUGGUGGUGAGCGUUUAGACAUUUCAAUAGUUUUACAAAUAUUGCAUUUUGCUAACUCUAUUGAAAGAGGCUUCUUUCAAAUGUAUUGAUCAGAGUUCGAUGCAAAUACUCUAUGGAUGAUUUAUUUGCAAAGAACGUGAAUAUAUUUUCUAUAUUAUGCAAUAAACUAUCUUCUUUGGAAAAUUCAUCUUACAUCAUAUGAACCGUAUAUAGCUGAAUAGUGUGUGAACAAAUUUUAGAUAUAAAAGAAUUUAUUUCAUAAUUUUAAAUUUUGUAUUUAAAUUUAGUAAACUCAAGAAGUAACUAUUGAUCUAUUUUGAUACUCUUUUAUGCUUUUUGAACAAAGGUAUGUUUACAUAUGCUAAUAUGAACUCUGUAAAUAUCUAUGCUUUUUUAACAAUAUAUUUAAAGUGUUUUACUACGCAAACUGGGUUGUAUGAAAGCAAUAUACUUUCUGGGUUUUUUUUUCUUUCUAGUUAAAGCGUGCAAUUUUUAUGUAUCAAAUGUUGAAAAAUACAGUUUGUGCUUAUAGAACAGUUUGACGUUUAAUUUCAUAGGAAUUCAAGUUUUCUCUUCAAACAAAAUAAUGGUGCCCACGUUAGAAUUAUAGCAAUAAAGUAUAAUUGUUGAUGAAAGCAAUUGUAUAUAAAUAUUUCAAGUUUUAACCAUCUACUUAGUUUUGAUGAUUAAUUUGUAAUUUGAUAAAACUGCUAAUAUUUACCAGUGCCGCUUUUCAAACAUCAUUUCUAAAAUACGAGUACAAGGAAUACUUUUCUCUUUUAAAUAAUUGGACUUUUUGACUAUUACUUUAAUGCUUGAUUCAUGUAAAAAUAAAGAUCGAUCGCAAACUUUUAAUAACGUAUUUAUUUAAUUGAUCUAUUUAUUGAAUAAAAAAUGUUGUAUAUAUUUCCUAGUUUUAAUAUAGUUCAAAGAUAGAUCAAUUUGUACAUUCAAGUGUUAUAAUCUUGAAAAGUACGUAAAACUUCGGAUAGCUUCUUAACUUUCCGUAUUUUUAAUUCAUUUGUUGUUAUUAUCAAUUAUUAAGUGAUCUUAUCGCAAUUUUUUAAUUAGAUUUUUUUCCAAUAUAAUACUCGAAUAUAUAUGUAAGAUAUGCUUGCUAAUCAUGGCAAUACUAUGUACUUCCAUUUACCGAAAUCCGUAACAUCUAUGCCAUCAGUCAUUAUUUUCCGUACGUACGUCCCCAAUUUUUAACUUAAGCGUCGGCGUGACACAAUUAAUCGAUGUAUCACAGACGCUCUUCAUUUUCAUUAAUAAAUCUACAGGAAGUGCCGAGCUUGGCAGGGUUAAUGUCUUUUAUUCAUAAAAUGAAUGCCCUAAUAAUUGAUGUAUAAUAGUAAAAUAAAUCGAACUUGAAUGGGCGUUUAGCAGGCUACUAUGGUGUACUGAUUUAUGUAAAUGAAAUGUUUAUUGACUUUGAUUGAUGUUUGCAAACACAAACUGAUAAAAUCAGGAACAUGAUUUUAAAACUUUGAUAGUUCAUCUGUAUAUUGAUUUUGUUGAUGAGUCUACGUAAACAGUGAAAACUUACGAAACUGACAUCUGUAAAUAAAAAUCAAGGUUGAGUGCUCAUUUUUACUGUUGAUUAAACAAAGUCGCAUUAUUUAUAUACAUAACUUGCUUAAUUUAUUCAUUAUUCAUGUCAUUGUAUUUGUUGAAUGCAAAAUGUUUUAAUACCAUUAUUUGAAAUACUUAUAUGUAAGCAUUAUACUUAAAAAUAAAUGAAAUUUGAAUACCUGUG